Messenger RNA from Rana temporaria (common frog), 2100 nucleotides. It is a transcript of the gene TARBP2, whose product is annotated as TARBP2 subunit of RISC loading complex. NCBI's taxonomy places the organism in Eukaryota, Metazoa, Chordata, Amphibia, Anura, Ranidae. Bases 131 to 1198 code for a protein of 355 amino acids. The transcript has 9 exons. Gene Ontology annotation, biological process: regulation of viral transcription; regulation of miRNA processing; regulation of siRNA processing. Gene Ontology annotation, cellular component: RISC-loading complex. Gene Ontology annotation, molecular function: double-stranded RNA binding; siRNA binding; pre-miRNA binding. The record is from RefSeq and is a predicted model, not a curated record.
UUGCAACCAGGGCAGCGCACGGGCGAUCUAACUACAAUUCCCGUCGAGCCAUGGGGUCUGAUGGUAUGACCUCUCCGAGCCCGGCUUCCCGCUCCGGCCAUUGUAGCUGGAGAGCGGAGAGCAGGAGGGAAUGAGUGAGCCGGAGGACUGUGACAGCCAGACGUGUUCCGGGUGUCCCAGUGUAGAACAGAUGCUGGCGUCGAGUCCCGGGAAGACCCCUAUCAGCUUACUUCAAGAGUAUGGAACUCGGGUAGGAAAGACCCCCGUGUAUGAUCUUCUCAAAGCUGAGGGACAAGCACAUCAACCCAACUUUACCUUCCGUGUAUCUGUUGGAGACAUCAACUGCACUGGUCAAGGACCCAGCAAGAAGGCCGCCAAGCACAAAGCAGCAGAAGUGGCUCUCUCUCUACUAAAGAGUGGUGAUAUGUUUGGAAUUUGUGAGGAUAACAGUGAGCUGUUAUCGGUGGAAUCGCCUGCAGAUCCAGCGAUUAAAACCGAAAUGUCUCCAUCUCCUCCACCCACCAGAAAUCACGCCAUAGACUUGAAGCCCCCUUUAUCUGCUCAGCAGUCAGAAUGUAAUCCGGUGGGGGCGCUGCAGGAGUUAGUGGUGCAGAAAGGUUGGAGGCUUCCUGAAUAUACAGUAACACAAGAAUCUGGGCCAGCACACCGUAAGGAGUUCACCAUGACCUGCCGUGUGGAGAGAUUCCUGGAGAUUGGCAGUGGCACAUCCAAGAAGCUGGCUAAGAGGAAUGCUGCUGCCAAAAUGCUGCUUCAGAUCCACAGAGUACCCACAGAACACCGGGAGAGCGGAGAGCCGGAACCUGAAGAAGAUCAGUUCUCUAUGUGUACAGGAGGUGGAAAGAUAGAUGGGGGCAGAGGGCGAGGUGUGGCAUGUACCUGGGACUCCCUCCGUAAUUCUGCUGGAGAGAAGAUCCUACAUCUGAGGAGUCAUCCCCUCACUAUCCUGAGCUCGGGGUUCUGCAGCCUUCUUCAGGACUUAUCCGAGGAGCAGAGUUUUCAGAUCAGUUAUCUUGAUAUUGAUGAAUGCAGUUUGAGUGGCCUAUACCAGUGUCUAGUAGAACUCUCCACCCAGCCCGCCACUGUAUGCCAUGGCUCUGCUGCAACUAGAGAAGCGGCACGUGCAAAUGCAGCCCACAAUGCCUUGCAGUAUCUGAAAAUCAUGGCUGGGGCCAAGUGAAUGUGGCGGGGGAGCACCAGCUCCCCCAGGAAGAAUGAAAUCGCACAACCAGCUUACCUUAUGUCAGUCAAGGACUCAAGACUUCAGGAGCCUAAAUUAUAGUCACAUAAUUACGGAGAUGGAAGUGACACUGGUUAUCAAAUGAAGAUGCAUCUUUUAUAUAUUGCAUUUUUAUUUUGGACUGAUGAAAUCCUACAUAUUUAAAUGUGGUAUGUUUCCAUGUAUGAAAUGUGGAAAAACCAAGUGGGAUUAAGGGAUAUUUUUUAGGUUUCGUUGUAAACUCAAGUAAAGAAUGGCCGGCACUCGGAGUAUACAAGAGCUAAUCCUAUAUUGUCAAACAAUAGAAACCAUUGCAGAGUAUUGCAAUCUACCUAGCUGUACUAGAAGCUCAAAUCUUUUAUUUUUUCAAAUUGACACCUGGCCUAGCCCAAUUGAAAUCAAUAGGUUUUUAAAGGGUUACAGUCUGUUUUUAGUUCAUAAGCAGCCAGAGUAGAAAGGCCUGUCCCCUGCCAGCUUGUAACAAAAGGAUCCCGCAGUGGUCUCUCUGCACUUGUUUAAUAUCCCCCAUGCUGCUAAAUGGAGAUGUGUGGCACUGACUGGGAGCGGGCAUUUCUGCUAUGGCAGUAGCUGCAUUGCAACCAAAACGGGCUGUAAGACGGAGUUCUGCGUUUUCUCGCACAGUAGAAAUGGUUUAACUGGAAAGUACAAUUGGGAUUUAAUCUCUACAAAUGAAUAUUGUCAUGAACUCCUCCUCAGACAUACAAGUGCAUGUAUGAUGACAUAAUCAGAUUUCUGUUAUGAGAUUGAAAAAUUACCCCGACUGUUUCCUGGUAAUUCGGCCUCUUCAAGUUUUAUUUUAAAUGUUAUUAAAGUUUUUCCAGUGUUACAUGUUUUUACCCAAA